AUGUCGAAUUCUCUCAUAUGCUCAAAAAUACCAAGCCACCACCUGAUUUGGCCCAGCUCACGCACCUCUCUAGCCGUCGCAAACUCUGGUGGCCCCGAUUCAACCUGUCUACUGUUCUUGAUCAACCGCUAUCUUCUCGAGCAUCCCGGUUCCUCUUCGCAACCUCAACGCGUUAUAUCCUUCACCGUCGACCAUGACCUGCAGAAAAAAUCUUCAGACAUGGCUAACCACUGCAGGUUGUUUGCUCAAUCAAUAGGUGUAGAGCAUAUCACAAGCAAAAUUCCCUGGGGCGAAGGGGUUUAUCCUCCGCGCCCUUCGCCAGGCGACAUGUUUGAACGGACAGCUCGAGACGCCCGCUAUGCCUUGCUUUUGCAAACCUUGACGCGUGCUGACGUCGAUGUCCUUGCAGUGGGUCAUCAUGCCGAUGACCAGGUCGAAACUGCGUUGAUGCGGCUGGGAAUGGGGUCCACUCAGCUUGGUGCUGGUGGCAUGCGAGCUUGUCGAAGGUGGGGCAUGGGUGCAGGAAUAGAUGAGCGUUCUCUGUCAUGGGCUGGCCACAAAGGCAUGAGUAAAUGGAUUGUCCGUCCCCUGCUGGACGUCGGCAAGGAUAGAAUCCUCGCGACUUGCGAGCAGAACAACCUGGAAUAUAUUACGGAUCCAACCAACUUUCAACCCCACAUCACUAUUCGAAACGCGAUACGCCGCCUCAUAGACGGGACGCCUGACGUAGACCAUCUUAACCUUCCUCCGGACAUCAUUGAAAAAGUUGAAAGUAUCAACAAAUCUCUCUCAUCUGUGCCUACUUCCCUUGAUCUGACCUCUGGUCUGGAGUCACUGCGGGGCGCGGUCAAAUUUUUUCACUCGCAACUUGAAGAUGUGGACUCCCAAGUGGACAGCAUUCUAAAAAGGUGCAGGCUCCCGUCUCCACCGGGUACUUUUUUGAUGGCGCUGGCAUCGGUUUUAGAUGACAAUCGAUUCUUACUACAACAAGCGAUGGUCAUCCGCAUUCUGCGAACUAUUUCUUUUUAUCCUUGGGGGUCACUCCAAUCUGAAGCGGGAAGGCGACAACUCAGUUUGAAACAAAUCAUAACGAAACUCUGGAACCCAGACCCGUUUACUGACGGAAUCAAACCGUUCGUCGCUGGAGGAGGCGUUCUGUGGAAGCCAGUUGUAUAUCGUCGGGAAAAAAUCAAGGACGUCACCCGCGUAUCUGAUCUUUUGAGUGACGAUACCGUGGCAUGGUUGGCGUCCAGACAACCUCCAUUCGACAAAAAAAACGAGUUACUACGAAUGGCAGAAGAUUCUUCUUUAUUUCGCGACAUCACGAAUUCAUUGGUCGACGGCUUGGACUUGUGGAAAACAAACAACGGCCCUGAAUAUGUCGAAGUUUUGUUUGAUUGUCGAUUCCUUGUUUCCUUCCGUCUGCCUCACAUUCCGAUUGAAAUUUUAUCCGCCCUUAUAUGA
Laccaria bicolor S238N-H82 is the source of this 1464-nucleotide messenger RNA. RefSeq lists its product as uncharacterized. Bases 1 to 1464 code for a protein of 487 amino acids. The record is from RefSeq and is a predicted model, not a curated record. NCBI's taxonomy places the organism in Eukaryota, Fungi, Basidiomycota, Agaricomycetes, Agaricales, Hydnangiaceae. The transcript has 5 exons. Gene Ontology annotation, biological process: tRNA processing. Gene Ontology annotation, molecular function: ligase activity, forming carbon-nitrogen bonds; ATP binding.